UCCACACUCACCCCCGGUUUUCAGGUCUUUUACUCCUUUGGAAACCACUGCGCUGCCCACCUUUAUAUUAACCUUAAUCUUUCCCUUCUCCUUCUCCUCCUUCUCCCUCGAUCUCUUUCAGAAAUAUAAUUACGAUGAGGAUGAGCUGUAAUGGCUGCAGGGUCCUGCGUAAGGGCUGCACCGAAAACUGCACCAUUAGACCUUGUCUUCAAUGGAUCAAGUCCUCUGAUUCUCAAGCCAAUGCUACUCUCUUCCUUGCCAAAUUCUAUGGCCGAGCUGGUCUCCUCAACCUAAUUGAAGCCGGCCCCGAAAACCUUCGCCCUGCUAUUUUUAGGUCACUUUUAUACGAGGCCUGUGGGCGUGUGGUAAAUCCAGUUUAUGGGUCAAUUGGGAUGCUUUGGUCCGGGAACUGGGGUGAGUGCCAAGCAGCCGUUGAUGCUGUGCUGAAAGGCUCCCCCAUAACCCAAACUUCAUCAUCUUUGGAAUCAGUUGAAGAAGAGCAACCGAUUUCCCCUCUCAAGACAUACGACAUCCGCCAUGUCUUCAAGGACACCAAACCAGCUGCAGCAGCAGACAUCGACAAGGUCAAGACCCGCACUCGUUUCAAGCGAUCCAGGACUCGCUCCAAGCGACAGGUGGUUGACUCGUGGAUGAGCCAACUCGGAAAUGGUGACAGCAAAGAAGAUGAGAGCACCUUCUCUGUGGAGACCGUGGAGGGUUCGCUGGUAAACCACGCCAAAAGGGCUCCUAUCUUGAAGUUUGAGGAUAGUAGUAAUGUUGGCUUAGAACUCACUCUUGCUUUGCUUCCUGAGGCGACGCACUUAGGAUGAAAUAAUCCACCCUUAAACAAAAAAUGAAUCCUCCUUUUUUUGCUUCUUUCAUUAUAGAUUGAAGAAAUUUUGGCGGCUAUAAAACUAUCACCUCUAGUUUCAACCUCAUCAUAUGAUAGAAUAUUAGAAUGCUGCAAGUAUUUUAAACUUUGUCUGUUUGGGUCAAAAACAAAUGUUGAUGGGUUCCCUUUUAUUUUAAAGACAGCUAUAUGAAGUUGAUAGAAUUAUUGAA
Gossypium raimondii (Peruvian cotton) is the source of this 1062-nucleotide messenger RNA. RefSeq names its product LOB domain-containing protein 42. Gene Ontology annotation, biological process: regulation of gene expression. The transcript is spliced from 2 exons. Lineage: Eukaryota; Viridiplantae; Streptophyta; Magnoliopsida; Malvales; Malvaceae. The coding region runs from base 135 to 830 and encodes 231 amino acids. The record is from RefSeq and is a predicted model, not a curated record.